GCGAGCUGUCAAAUGCUUGUUGCUUGUGUCAAAUCUGUGCUACAAAGUAACGAAGAGAAAUCAAGCACCUGGUUGUUUUCCUGUUAAAGUGUCUAUAGCUAGGUAAUACGACAAUAAUUAAGUGGACCAUUGAACAGCACCGUGUCCUCUUUACUUCACGUGAUAACGAGAUCACCAACAGAAAGUGCUUUUCAAAAAACAUCUCCAACUUCAACCUGCUCUCUGGUCUAAAUGUGCAUGGGAAGCCAACCCUCCCUUCUAGGCCAGGCCUGAGCAGUGCCGGGAUACUUCAGCCGCCUCCAAUUUAUUUCUGAACAACUCCAGUGGCUAAGGUAUCCCAAGGGGAAAGAUUUACUGGAGGGGAGAACUACCAAAGCACAAAUUGUGAGAAGUUGGCAAAGUCAAUACCAGGCAAGUCUUCAUGAAUAUUCUUUCAAGGAGCGCCAUUGCCUCGACAUACCAUUAAUGAGAGAGUCCUUGUCAGUGGAGGAGGAUAGACACAUCGUUGUGUCACAGAGCAAGCCCUCAACCCUUCCAGAGGUAUCCCAUUAGUGCAAACUGAUUGAUGAGUGAUUGCUCGUUGAUCGAUUAGCCUUCCUCCCAGCUGAUGCAGUGAGGCCAGUCUGGUUGCUUCAUAUGAUUUGUAAACUUUUCAAGCACUAAUCAGACAGAGACAAAAGUUGUGAACUUUUUUUUAAUGUGUUGCCGUUUUUUUAGUUAAGAGUCAACUCAACUGAUACAUUGGACUGGCAGCGUUCGAUUGGAACCUCUUGACAUGGCUCUCAAUAUAUCUUCAGUAAGGGACACAAAAUGGCUGACGUUGGAAGUGUGUCGGCAGUUUCAGAGAGGAACUUGCUCACGGAGUGAUGAGGAAUGCAAAUUUGCACACCCACCAACGAGCUGCCAGGUUGAAAAUGGAAGAGUUAUUGCCUGCUUCGACUCGUUAAAGGGUCGUUGUUCAAGAGAAAACUGUAAGUACCUUCAUCCACCUUCUCAUUUAAAAACCCAGCUAGAGAUUAACGGACGCAACAACCUCAUCCAGCAGAAGACGGCAGCAGCCAUGCUGGCCCAGCAGAUGCACUUCAUGAUCCCAGGCACGAGCAUGCAGCCUGUACCUGCGUUCAAUGUCACCCAGGGGCUUGGUACGAGCCCAGGUCUCAGCUACUCUCCUUACCUUACACCCAUGACCUCCAUGAGCCAUGGGAUGAGCCUGAUACCCACGGAGCUGCUCCCCAACACCCCAGUCAUGGUCCCUGGAAGCCCCCCAGUCACACUCCAGAGCUCAAACUCAUCCUCCUCUUCCCCCUCACAGAAGCUAUUGCGCAUCGACAAACUGGAGGUGUGUCGUGAGUUCCAGCGGGGGACCUGUGCGCGAGGCGAGACGGACUGCCGCUUCGCCCACCCCAGCGACAGCCCCAUGAUCGACACCAGUGACAACACGGUCACCGUCUGCAUGGACUACAUCAAGUCGCGCUGCUCCAGGGAGAAGUGCAAGUACUUCCACCCCCCUGCACACUUACAGGCCAAAAUCAAAUCCUCUCAACACCAGGUCAACCAUACGGCUGUGGCAGCCCAGGCAGCAGCUGCAGCCAUGACUCAGUCGACUGCCAAAGCAAUGAAGCGAACCUUCGAGGCAACUGUAGACCUGCAGGCAUUCCCUUAUGGCUGCCUGCAGCCCCUACCAAAGAGACCAGCACUGGAGAAGAACCACGGGGCCAGCUCCUUCUUCAACCCCAGUAUGUUGCACUACCAGCAGGCUCUGGCCAAUGCACAGCUCCAGCAGACAGCUGCGUUCUAUCCCACAGAUCAUCCUCAAGUAACUAACAGGAAAGGAACAGAGUGUCAAGACGCUGCCCUUAGAGGUCCCAAACAGCCCGUCUGUAAAUACUACAUUUGCUCCACAAGAGAACUACAGCAACCUGCAUGCUGAGAAGAAGAUUAGAGGCAAUGUAUAACAUUGAGCUAUGGUAAAAUAUAUAUAUAUAUAUAUAUAUAUACAGAUGAUAUACCAGUGUUGCUAGGACUACUACCAUUACUGAUAUGUAAAUGUAUGAUUUUAUUAUAUGUAUACACACAUGAUUGGGGAUUCUGAAAAUGUAAUUGUAAAGGUAUUCAACAAUUACUUUUAUGACCUUUUUAAUGUUUUGCUAAAACUACACAACUCACCCAAAUCAAACUUUUUUUUUUUUUUGCAGAAUUGAUUGUGCAUCUUAAGUGUUUGAUUCCUUUUAUUUAAAACAGACCAUUGAAAAGCUCUCUUGUUUUUACCCCAUAUACAAAUGUACACUUGGCCUGUGCAUCAGGCUGGAAGGAGUGCUCUUCUUGUUCUUGUAAAGGAUGAAUGUGACGGAGGAUGGAUGGAUAGUCUGUUGUUGUUUAUCCGAUGGUUGUUCUCUGAGUAUAGGAUCACUGCUCCCCCUCCCGGUGUGCCUUGGUCACUUUAUGAUGAAGGAAUAAGACAUGAUAAUAGCAGAACAUUUCAUUCUUCUACCUUAUGGUGGCCAAAUGGCAGUGAUAUAAUCAGCCACUAAUUCCAGAAUUGAUAAUGAAUCUAGCGAUCACUUGUGCCAAGUGUCUGUUUGCGUUGCACUGUUUGCGUUAUGUCUAUUGGGCCUUGAGUAUUUUAGCAUUCAUCCAAGAAAUACCAGAUGUGCCAAUGACCUAGCAGAGUGAUUGGUGGGCUGAAAAUAAGCCACCUUAGAGGAUUUGAAAGUCUGAGUAAGAGUUUGGUGAGCUAUUAAACAUUUUAAAGGGUUAGGUGGUUAUACUCCGAGGCCACAGACAUUAAAGAGGGAACAGAAUGAUAAGACUUCAAAAGAAAGGUAAAGUACAUGUGGUGAUCUUUGUUAAAAAGGCUGACUUACACAUGACGGGAGGUCACUUGUUAAUCCGCUCUUAUUUUAACUGUAGAAGUGCCUAAAGUGAUGUGUAUAUAACAUGCAUCUUCAAAAAGGCUGUGUGAAAAAAAAAAAUUCAAAAUUAAAUAGAAAUUUCUCAAAACACUCCACACUCUCACAAUAAUCACUUCUGGAAGAAAAUGAACACCUGUUUUGUGUGAUGUGAAUUUAGUGCAUUGGUACUCUUUGUACAGCGGGUUAGUUUUUACUGCUUUAACUUUUCAUUGAUCAUUGACUUUUUAUUUUUUUUAAAUUUUUUAAAUGUCAAUAUCUGACAGAUCUGAACAUGACUGCUUUGGCAUGAUGUUCAGUGACGGUUCAUUAUGUAACAUGGUUUAGCUUCAUUCUUAAUGAGUUGAACGUUUUUUUUGCGACUAAAAAAAAGUGAUUGGAGGUUAGAAAACCCGGAUAUGUAUCGUAAUUCUAUGUUGCUAACUCAUUCUUCUCUUUAUACAGCUGUCUUUAUCAUAUCCUCACGUUUACUGCAUUGAUAUCAUAGUCUAACAUCUUUCAAGUAGAAUGUAUCACAAUACAUGUUUUAGUGGUAGGACGUGGUCACAUUACAAAUGUAAUGAAACUCGUAUAACUCUACAUAUGUUAUUGUCAAAGCUUCAUUGUAUUUACAAACUGGUCUAUAAAACUAGCACUUACAAACAGAAGACAGAUUUAUCCACCAGUGCAAAGUCUAUACAUGUUAUUUGCAGUAGGGUAUAAAAGACUAAUGAAGCCAGUUAUUUACAGAAGGAUAUAAAAGAUGAAAAUAAAGUAAAAAAUAUUGAACUAUUUACAAUUUAUCUACACGUACCAUUAUUUUACCUUUUUGCUCAAACUUGUAUGUUUUUUGCUCAAACUUGUAUGUUUUUUGCUCAAACUUGUAUGAAAUAACAGUUAAAAAAUUCACACAGGUGCAAACUCGAAAUGUUACCCAGUCUUUCAUUCUCCCCUUUUCAUUUUGUGUGUGAGUGAAAUCUGUCAGUAAAAAUGUAAAAAAAAAAAAAAAUCUCAACAGUAUCAAGGAGAUUUUUUCCAUAAUGUUUGAUCAAUUCAGACAAUCAACAGUGAGACUCCUUCACUCAUGUCCUCACCAUCUUUGUCUUUUUCCAUCACUUUUUUUAUUUAACAUUUUCAGAAAAGUUCAUUUUUAUGUAACGUUUGAUGGAAAUAAAUGGAAUAUACUUAGUUUUUAUUUGUUUAACAUUAGUUAUUGAACAAUGUUGUAUUCUAUUUUAAAAUGAAUGUAAUUUAUUAAGCUGAGCUUUGCUCUGCUGGUGGUUCCUCAAAGGACCUGUCCUGUCACGUUAGCCUAUGAAAAACCAUCUGUGAUCAGGAAUGUAAUGUUGGAGCUACCAAUGGUAAGCUUCCACAUCUCGUCCUUGUCACUGCCUUGUCACUUAUACAGGACAACACACUGCAGUACGAGCAAGGUUGUAGAAUUGCUUUUAUUAUGUAGAAAAACUGUUUAUUGUAUAGGUCACAGUCUACCAAAAAAAUAAACAUUUAAGUUAAUGUACUUUUCAUUGUAGUACAGUAUAAUUUCAUAACUAUAUUAAUUUUUCUCCUAGUUGCAAUUACGGAAGCUCUGUAUUUUUGGAAAUUAUGUAAUUGUUACGCUUUUCUAGAGCACUGCAACACACUAGAUUGUAUUGCCGGAAUCUGAACAUUUCCUAUGUUAUGGCAAAAACAAUAUUUUCAGUAUCAUGUUGCCUUGGUAUAACAAAAUAUUCAUUUUGCAUUUGACAGCCAACCCAUGGCAUUUACAUACAUACCCAUUAAUACAUGCUCUAAUCUUUCUAUUCCACCAGAUAAAAAGUGUCCCUGGACUCAUACAGACAAGGGGAAAACAAAAGUGCUUUGAGUUAAACAUAUAGUCUUGGGUAUGGCUAAUGUGGCAGUGAUUCUCCUAAAUUAUGUCAAAUGUUGACUUAAGGCGUCUUUCACAAGAAACAAUGUUUCUAUGGAAAUGUUUAUUUCAGUGUUUUAAUUUCAACUUGAUUUUUGCUAAAUGUUUUGAAUGUUGUUAUAGCUAGUUAAAUCUGCACCUGAAAGUCAGUCGAGAUUUUUAGAUCACCCAAUCAAAAGAGUUGGACAGUCAGAUUGUGUUCACUUUUACUGACCCAAUAGUAACAGGAUUCCUUAGCACUUUGUGAACAGUUGGUAAACAGAUCUGAGCAGACUAGCUUAUUAGUGAUCUUUGCCUUGCCUUUUGAUGUAUUGUUCUUUAAGUUGUUAUGUGUUAGGACUCAUGAAAUAUAAGGAUUGUAAUUAGUCUAUUGCAAUUUGUGAAAUAUGCUGUUUUAAUUCUCACUACAGUACAUUUUCAUUUUGAGGUCAAAAUGGUAGAUUGUAAAGAGUGCAGUUAAAUAUUUCACUGAGAAAAGCUUGAUGAUGAGAAAACUGACAGGUGCCAUUCUAAAUGGUGCUGCUACAGUUACUGCAGGGUUAUGUUUAAACUGCUGUGCUGGUUCACAUAUGGUUCCAUCUGUAGUGCCGUACUCUAGAACAGAGGGGACAAACCCUUACUAAUUUUGAAUCUGUUCAUGUGGCAAUUUUAAAUGUUUUAUUUGUGCUCAUUUAUGUUAUAUACGGUAGUUUUGGUAAAUGCAAAAUUGUGUAAAAUCUAAUGUUAAAAAAUAAAUAAAAGUUUAAGUAAAA
Messenger RNA from Oncorhynchus nerka (sockeye salmon), 5549 nucleotides. Its product is annotated as muscleblind-like protein 2a. The record is from RefSeq and is a predicted model, not a curated record. Gene Ontology annotation, biological process: regulation of RNA splicing. NCBI's taxonomy places the organism in Eukaryota, Metazoa, Chordata, Actinopteri, Salmoniformes, Salmonidae. Gene Ontology annotation, molecular function: metal ion binding; RNA binding. Gene Ontology annotation, cellular component: nucleus. The coding region runs from base 776 to 1930 and encodes 384 amino acids. The transcript has 8 exons.